This is a messenger RNA of Pseudophryne corroboree (corroboree frog), 4001 nucleotides long. Its product is annotated as protocadherin-8-like. The coding region runs from base 446 to 3400 and encodes 984 amino acids. The record is from RefSeq and is a predicted model, not a curated record. Gene Ontology annotation, biological process: homophilic cell-cell adhesion. Gene Ontology annotation, cellular component: plasma membrane. The transcript has 4 exons. Gene Ontology annotation, molecular function: calcium ion binding. Lineage: Eukaryota; Metazoa; Chordata; Amphibia; Anura; Myobatrachidae.
UUUAGCAUAGGUUUAUUGAGUUUUCUAUGUGUUCUAUUUUAUUUGACAUUUGCAGAUUACUUGUAUUGUAGAAAAACAUGGGUUUGUUAAGAUGUCACAAAAUAUAACUGUAUAUUAGUCGGCCUCCAACUGAGAUCUCUGUUAAUGACAGCCUCAUUUGCUCAGCCUCAGUGACCAUUUGUCUUGGAGGCACAAGAACUUGGUGAAGGGGGAGGUUAAUUUACAUAUCCUUGAGGAUAUAACCUGAGGAAACAGAUCAGGCCAAGCAGUUAUCCACACUCUCCAGUCCUGAACACAGGAGCCACUUAACAGGAUUGUGCCGAGUGAUUUCACAGCUGGCAGACUUCAUUGAUGCAACUUUUUUUUUAUCUCUGCAAGAUACAGGACCACGAGACUUUUAACUUUGCUUUUUGAAAAGGUGUAAAUCCAAAGAGGAGGACUGAAAAUGUUGAAACUUUUAACAUUCUUGCCAGUACUCUUGCUGGGUCUGAUGACUUCACUGUCCUUUGGAGAAAUUGCUCAUUACUACAUCUACGAGGAAGAAGCCCCAGGAACAGUAAUUGCAGUUUUGUCAGACCACUUUAUGUUUAACUCCAGAGACAGACCUGCGAGCAAUUUUCAUCUCAUGAAGCAGUUUAACAGCUCUAUUGUUCUUGUCCAGGAAAGUGACGGGCAGCUAAGUAUUGGAGAGAAGAUAGACAGAGAACAUAUAUGCCAGCAGUCUCUAAAUUGUAUCCUGGCCCUGGAUGUGGUCAGUUUUUCCAAGGACCAGCUGCAGCUAAUUAAUGUGAAAUUAGAGGUAAAAGACAUUAAUGAUAACAGCCCUCACUUCUCCAGUUCUGAGAUACAUGUGGACAUUUCUGAAAAUUCACCUGUGGGUACCAGGUUUCCUUUGCAAAUGGCAAUAGAUGAAGAUAUUGGAACAAAUUCAAUUGUGAACUAUGAAAUCUCUGUUAAUAGUCAAUUCAGUAUUGACGUGCAGACCAGAGCAGAUGGGGUUAAAUAUGCAGAUUUGGUACUCAUGAAUGAGCUGGAUAGAGAAAGACAAUCAACCUACACAUUGGAACUGGUAGCUAUGGAUGGAGGAAGCCCACCACUAUCAGGCAGUGCAGUGGUUAAAGUUCGUGUCCUGGACUUUAAUGAUAACAGCCCUGUUUUUGAGAAGAGUGCUGUCACAAUUGACAUAAUGGAAGAUGCUCCUGUAGGCUACGUUCUAAUGGACCUGAAUGCAGCUGACCCUGAUGAAGGGGCAAAUGGAGAAAUAGUUUAUAGCUUCAGCCCUCAAGUCUCUCCAGAGGUAUGUCAUCUUUUUAAAGUUGAUCCCAAAUCAGGCAGUAUAACUCUUGAAGGUAAAGUUGACUACGAAACUAAACAAACCUAUGAAUUUGAUGUACAAGCUCAGGAUUUGAGUUCUAACCCCUUGACAGCUUCCUGUAAAGUAACUGUUCAUGUUAUCGAUGUGAACGAUAAUGCCCCAGCUAUCACCAUCACUCCCCUGACUUCUGUGAAAAAGGGAAUAUCCUACAUAACUGAAUCAGCAGCUAAGGACAGCUUUGUGGCCCUGAUCAGCACUACAGACAGAGACUCUGGCCUAAAUGGCCAAGUUCACUGUACACUCUAUGGGCAUGAACAUUUUAAACUGCAGCAAGCCUAUGAGGACAGCUUCAUGAUAGUAACCACCUCACCUCUAGACCGAGAGAAGACAGCAGAGUACAACCUGACCAUGGUGGCUGAAGAUCUGGGAUUCUCUUCACUUAAAACAAUAAAGCAGUAUACUAUUAGGGUAAGUGAUGAAAAUGACAAUGUCCCUGAAUUCACUAAGCAAAUAUAUGCAGUAUCUAUUCUGGAAAAUAAUUCUGCUGGGGCUUACCUCACCACUCUGGUGGCCAGAGACCCCGAUUUUGGCCUCAAUGGCAAAAUAUCUUACAGACUGGUUGAUGCAAAAAUAAUGGGACAAUCCUUGUCUACAUUCGUUGCUAUUGAUCUGGACUCAGGUGUACUACGUGCUGUGAGGUCUUUGGACUAUGAAAAGCUUAAGCAACUGGACUUUGAAGUAGAAGCUGCUGACAAUGGUGUACCACAACUAUCAACUCGUACACAGAUUAAUAUCAAAAUAAUUGAUGCAAAUGACAAUGCACCUGUUAUUACAUUCCCCUUGCUAGAUAACGACUCUGCUGAAAUUACGCUGCCAAUCACUGCUCCAGAAAAUUAUCUAGUUUUGCAGAUGAAAGGCACAGAUAAGGAUGAAGGGCUGAAUGCUCAGCUGUUUUACUCUAUAGUACAAGACACCCAGAGACAUUUUGCUAUAAACAGAGUGACUGGUGAGUUAUCAUUAACCAGAAAAAUUGAUCCUUUGCCUGUUAAGGACCUCAGUAUUGUAAUUGCAGUCCAUGACAGUGGAAGGCCUUCAUUGCAUUGCAAUGCUACUUUAAAAUUUACUCUGACAGACUCACUACCCUCCAGUGUAGAGAUAGUUAUUAUGCAAUCAUCUGUAGAAGAACAGCAGCAGAAGGACCUCUCGAUUAUUUUCAUUGCGGUGUUAUCUGGGGGUUGUUCCUUGCUCCUUCUUGCCAUUUUAUUUGUGGCCUGCUCUUGUAAAAGGAAAUCCAGUAAUUCUAAGGUAGAUAAUGAACAGCAAAAGACAAAAGAAGUAAAAGACCAGCUACUAAACAAGACAGUUCCAACUAAAGAUACUUUAUCCAACUCUUCAAUGUCUAAGUCUGACUCUUGUCAGCUGUCAAUCAACACCGAGUCAGAGGAUGGCAGUAUGUUAUCAAGCACAGAACAUGGCAAGGACUGCCAGACAGCUUCAAAUAGUUCAGAUUCUGUACAAUUAUAUCAUUCAUCAAGUUUGGACCGAGACGGUACUACAAGGAGCCUAAGUGUGACUUGUCAAGUAGAACAAUUAAGUACAAAGGACAGUGGCAAAGGAGACAGUGACUUCAACGACAGCGACUCUGACACUAGUGGAGAAAGUGGAAAGAAGGACUAUGGCACGACCAUGCAAAAACCAACCAGUUCCACAUAUGUCGGAAACUCUGCAAUAUAUCAAGGGGCAGGAAGUAAUUUUAGCCAUCAUAGCAAAAAAGUUCCUUACCCCGGAAAUGUUACAGAUCAAUGUGAAAAAGGAUAUUCAAUGUCUUAUUCAUUAGUCCCCACUUACUACAACCCUUAUUACCACCCUAGAGUACCUAAUGUUCAUAUCCCUAACUAUACACUGAAAGACUCCUAUUACCAUAGCAACAACACACCAGAUGAGAGGAUGCACAGAGAGUUGAAACGGGAUAUGGGAAACAGAGGAACCACAAUACCUCCUCCCAGACUAUCCAGAGGAUACCAGGAAUCAAAUUAUUGUCCGACAAUCUCAUUACAACCAUGUGAAAUAGCAACCACCUUUUAAUCUUUUGUGGGAAAGGUAAUGGAACAAUUACAUAUGGCAGUAUGUUGGAGGUGGAGGUCUUUGUGUUAAGCUAAUAUGCAAUACGUAGGUACCUACCAGGAUUGCUGGUGGUACUUAGGGCAAUGCAGACAUAAUUGAUUAGACCUGUGAUCUAAAACUCCAAUGCUAGCACGUAAGCAGGUGUUCAAAUGCUCUGUAAAAACAUUGAUGCAGUCCCUUGAUCCUAGUAAGUACCUUGUUUAUCACCUAAUUUAUAUGCCUCAUGUAAUCUACUUGAUUUUCAACAUUAUAGAGCAAACAGUAUGUUCAGAGUGAGUAGCGCUGCAAGGAAACAAAAAGCUCUCAUGUACUGUAUAAACAAAACUGCAAAAAACUACUUAAAUGAGAAGAUAUGUAUAUGUAUAUGUUCUUUAAAAAAAAUGGCAUUGCACUUACCACGUGGUAGAUUGGUAGAUGUACAGACAUGAUCAGCUGCAAACCUAUCAUAUAAUUAUAAUCAAACAAACACUUUGAUACAUAGAACAGGAUGUUCGUUUUAGAACUGGUGUCAUAUGACUGUAAGAUUACACACACAUUAUCUUCCUAUCUUUUUAUUUGAAUU